ACAGUACAUGUUAUAAUGAAUAGUUUAAAUUACAGUCGUCGGAGGGCGCUGUUUACUAGUUCCAAAGGGAGUUACAUUAGAAAUAGCCUUGGGUCUCGUGACAGCCUUGAAUCACCAGAUGAAGAUGGCGACACCUCUUCAAUAUCAGCAUUGAGUACGCAAAGUACCCGAAGUCUUAAGAGUUAUCGAAGUUGGAGGAAAUUACAGAAACAACGACGGCAGUUGAAAAGGGCGCAGACUAUUGGCGGGUUUGAAGCUAUGGAUAGUACAUUGGAUGCUCUGGAUUUGAGCGGAGAAUUCGGGAACGCGACUCCUUCGAAGAAAGAAAACGGCGUUUUUGAUGAAGUAACUCAAAGUGCGACUUCAUCAAUUAACAUAAAACUCAAGGAAACAAGUGUCGACGAUAAACCGCAUACUGUUAUCACCACCAUACCCCAGUCUCCGUUAGAACCGUUUUAUUCUUCAUCCUCUUCAUUGGCGAGUUCAACAAGCCGGUCAGAUGAAAUCAGCACACCACGAAGAACUCCUCGUUCAGAAUCGGACAUAGACGAAUUUGAAGACAGCGAAAUUCAGAAACAUUUUAAAGAAUCGUUUAAGAACAAUAAAACCCCUUUACAGCGAAGAUCUUGUCCGUAUAUAUUUCAGAGUGAUACAUUAUAUUCGACACCAAUUGGGGAACAGAUAGGCGCAAAUUAUCUGGUGACAAACCCGUUAGUAUUUCCCUCGCAAGAGAGAAGAUCAUCAGCAGGUGAAGUUCCAUCCUUGAAAAGUCCGCCUUUAUUGCUUGAACUUGCAAAGUUAAAGAAGGCGACGAGAAAAAUGAGCGAUACCGCAUAUGAACAGCAAGAAACAGAUGAACUUGAUGUUGUAUUUGCUGAAACUAACGGAUUCACGGUUUCUCUUCCAAUAAAUUCACCAACCGUACCGGCACACAUGUUAGGAGAUGAAGUUAUAGAAAAAGGAGAUAAAAAUGACGAAUAUUUUUUUGAUAAAGAUCCUAGAGAAAACGAGAGAAUACACUGGAAAAUGGAAGCAAGCAAAAGAAGGCAAAUUGAGAGCGAGAGAAAGCAGAAUAACUUGACGGAUUCCUUCGAUAAUCCAGACAGUGUUCCACAUCAAAUUGCUGUCGAAACAAAUUCCGGGAGCUACUUUCUUCCUCCGCUAAUAGCGAAGGCGAUAGAAAAGCAUAACGCAAGUGUUAGCGAGGAUACUUCGCGUUUAUUUGAGCGCGAUAAAAAUUCAAAUUUGAAAUUUUCGGAGAAAAACAAAGGAACACGUGCGGCGUCAUCAGCGUCAUCCACCCAAGAAGCAACCGAUGAUGAAAAUGUUUACAUGGAAAACGCUGACGACAUAUUUGAUGAUCUUCGGGAAAGGGACUACCUGAAUGUACCCGGACAACGAGCCCUACCAGAAACAGAUACAAGUAGCAUCACGACAUGGGACAGCAUUGAUCCCAUUGAAAAUAUAUUGGUUCGCGAGGAUCCUCUACCCGCUGAUGAUCGGACGUUUACUUUGAAUGGAAAAGCCAUAAUUACACCAAAGCCCGACAAACAAGUUGAAGAACAUGUUGAGGUAGUGGCUUUGGAAGCAGCCGAAGCUCCUGCUCCAGAAACUUACAAAGAUCUCCACGAUUUGGUUGCGACAAAGAAUGAUGAAACAUCAGAUACCGACACGAAGUCUAGCCAAAUUCAUUCGCACAAAGUUGGAGAAGAUUCAAAAUGUAAUAUUUGCAAUAACAUAAAUAAUACGAUGCCAACUGUCGUCGAAGAAACAGAGUUUGUGGCAAAGUCGGAGUCUCAAUUCGAAUCUGGAAAUCCGGAGCAAGUGAAUGAUGUGCAGAAAACAACAAAACCUAUUCAUUCUCAUAAGGUUGGAGACGAUGCUAAUUGCGAGCAUUGUUCUCCAAGGAAAGAAGGAGAGGCGAAUGUUUCGGACAUUGCUCCUGAUUUAUGUUGCUCUAUAUUAUAAACUGUUACUAUGAGGUUGUAAUAAACACCAAAUUCGAGUUCUUUUGUAUUAUGGUACACAGUAUACACAAUAAUUUUAAUAAUUGUCGUUCCAAAAACGUCAUAUGAUAUAAUUUAUCGAGUUCAAAUAGCAAUAAUCUUACGCACAAAGGGAGCACUGAUGCAUGCAUUAUACAUAUAUAUAUGACUGCAAAAUGUCAUUCAAGCUAGGUUACUUCGGUUAUUGUUCGGUACAGUUUUUGCAUUUCUUUUACUGUUUAAAAACAAAACCAGGUGUUAUGCCGUUUAUUUGUUCUGUCACAAUUAUUGGAUCGGCAGCCAUGGUCAAAUUACUGCAUCGUUACUUAGGCAAGUCGAAUUCGUUUUAUAUCUAAUUUUAGGAAGCAAAGAGGAUGUUUGUGAGUGAUUUGGUUUGAAUUUGCAGUGAUAAUGAAACACUUUUGGCACCAAGAACGAAGAAAACUUAUAAAACUUGA
Messenger RNA from Styela clava, 2443 nucleotides. RefSeq lists its product as uncharacterized. The record is from RefSeq and is a predicted model, not a curated record. NCBI's taxonomy places the organism in Eukaryota, Metazoa, Chordata, Ascidiacea, Stolidobranchia, Styelidae.